AUGGGGAUUGUUAUGUGCAGGGCAUGGGAAAGUGAAGAGAAGAAGACGUUUCCGAUCUCUUCCCUUCCUGAAGAUUUUUUGAUUGAGUGCAUAGCUCGUGUCUCUAAAGACGAGUAUCUCACUCUUUCCCUCGUUUCUAAGCUCUUCCGCUCCAUUGUUGCUUCCCCUCAGCUUUACGCCAGACGGUCUUCAUUAGGACGCACCGAAACUUGCAUCUAUGUACCCAUCCGUAAUGGCUCCACCUCGAACACCCGCUUGUAUACUCUCCUCCGCAGCACCAAGUGUUUGGUCCCUAUCCCCUCGCUUCCUCCUCUGCCUUCUCUAGAUGUGGGAGGAGGCUAUGUCGCAGCGGUCAAUGAUUCGGUCGCUAACGUCAUCGAUGCAAAGAUAUACGUAGUUGGAGGUCAUUACCGGGAUACCGAAAACGGUUCGUGGUCAUCAAACAGGAUGAUGGUGUUAGACACGGAAACACAAACGUGGGAAUGCGGUGAGGAGAACUAUGGUCUUGAGGCGGGUUGUAGGCUGAUUAGCGAGGAGAAGAUAUACAUCAUCAAGGGUGAUGAGAAUAACUUUGUUUUCAAACCAAAGGAACUGACAUAG
Molecule: messenger RNA, 600 nt
Organism: Brassica oleracea var. oleracea
Lineage: Eukaryota; Viridiplantae; Streptophyta; Magnoliopsida; Brassicales; Brassicaceae
Product: F-box/kelch-repeat protein At4g39560-like
Exons: 2
Coding region: 1-600 (199 amino acids)
Molecular function (GO): protein binding
Source: RefSeq, a predicted model, not a curated record